UUUAUCAUUAUUGGUGACUUUGGCAAUCAUUGAAUAUCAAUUUAAUCAAUUUAAUCGAUUUAAAUUCAAAUAAAUUCCGUUUCAGAAUUGUUUCACUCAUGAUUCCAUUUUGUUUUUAAAUUUUUAAAUGACAACUAUUUGACGAUCAUUAAAAAAGGUUGUGCGUUUCUCAAUUGCAUCAGUUUAUUCUAUUUUGAAAAUUUGUCAAAAAUCAUUGAAAAUUGAUACUGUCCAAAAUGGGCGAUCAAGGACAAAAAGGUGUACAAUUUCUGGAGGAAGCUCAGAAAAAGUUGAAAAAUACACAAGGAUUUUUAUCCUCAAUUUUUGGGGGUGGAUCCAGAAUCGAUGAGGCAAUCGAUCUUUAUGUUAGGGCAGCCAAUUCAUUUAAAAUGGCUAAAAAAUGGGCAGAGGCUGGAAAUGCAUUCAUUGAAGCAGCUCAACUUCAUCUAAAACAGAAUAACAAACAUGAUGCCGGAACUUUGUUUGUUGAUGCGGCCAAUUGUUUUAAAAAAGUUGAUCCAAGCCAAUCGAUACGAUGUCUGGAGAAAACAAUUGAAUUGUAUCAAGAUAUGGGACGAUUUACCACCGCUGCCAAACAUCACAUAUCGAUUGCAGAGAUUUACGAAUCAGAAUUGGUGGAUUUUGAGAAAACGGUUCUACAUUAUCAAACGGCAGCUGAUUAUUAUCAAGGUGAAGAAUCAAAAGUUAGCGCCAAUCGGUGUCUGUUGAAAGUGGCACAAUUUUCGGCUCUUAAGGCCGAUUUUCAAAAGUCGGCUGAAAUCUACGAACAAGUGGCUGGUACUUGUAUCGAAUCACCAUUGUUGAAAUAUUCGGCCAAAGAACAUUAUUUCCGUGCAGCUUUAUGUCACAUGUGUGUGGAUGUAUUGAACGCUGAGAAUGCCGUCAAAAAAUAUCAGGAUUCUUUUCCACAUUUCACCGAAUCACGUGAAUGCAAAUUUCUACAAACAUUGAUCAAUAAGAUUGAAGAGAAUGAUGCCGAAGGCUUUACACAGGCCAUACAAGACUAUGAUUCCAUUUCACCACUUGAUUCAUGGUUCACAAAUCUUUUGUUGCGUAUCAAACAAAAUAUCGAAAGCGAACCGGAUCUUAAAUAGAAAUGAUCCGAAAAUUGAUUAAUUUGAAUUCAAAAUUAAACAAUCUAUAUCUAAUAAUUUCUUGAUUAGGAUUUAUGUGUGUGCGUGUUUGUUUUGCAAUUUAUAUAGUCUUGUUGUCUAUCAUGAAUAUAUUUAGCCCAACUGAUUUCAUUUGAUUUUCAUUCCAAGUCAACAGACACAAAUUCAUACACAUACACAAACAUUGACACUUUAUAAUUUCUCAUCAAUCAAUCAAUAUUGUUGUUGUUGUUGUUGUUGUCAUUCAUCAUCAUUUAUGCUGUCUAUAUAUAUUUGCUAAUUUGCUAUAUAGAAAAGAUUAUCAUCAAAUUCAGUCAUCUUUUCCUUCGAAUAACUCAAAAGAACAAAAAAUGAAAUGAAAUUGGAUCAUUUUAAAAA
This is a messenger RNA of Dermatophagoides farinae (American house dust mite), 1511 nucleotides long. RefSeq names its product Alpha-soluble NSF attachment protein (gene alphaSnap). NCBI's taxonomy places the organism in Eukaryota, Metazoa, Arthropoda, Arachnida, Sarcoptiformes, Pyroglyphidae. Gene Ontology annotation, biological process: intracellular protein transport; SNARE complex disassembly. The record is from RefSeq and is a predicted model, not a curated record. Gene Ontology annotation, molecular function: soluble NSF attachment protein activity; syntaxin binding. Gene Ontology annotation, cellular component: SNARE complex; vacuolar membrane.